CUCGGCGCGUUCGCGCGCAUCCCAUCCCGGUUCCUUCGUUGCCGGCCGCGAACUCGAGCGGGGCCGCGCGAACGGGAAAUAAAUAAAUGUGUGCCGGGACGGAGCUCCGAGGCGCGUCGCGAAGUGCAUCAUUUCACGCGCCGGAGUGCAUAUAUGUAUAGAAGUACAUCCUCGCAGAUUUCGAGUCGCGCCUCGCCGGCCGGUGAAUUUCCAGCAUCCCUGAGAAAAUCGGAGGGAUCGUGUCGGGAUUAGAUAGAUUCGCGAGGGAAAAAUAUUCUCUCCCCGUCGCCGUCCGGAAUAGGAUUCUUUCCUGGCGGCGCGUCCUGGCCUCUCGAUCGACACGAUUUUCGUAUUAGUGCGAUAUUUUAUUUUCGGGUGUACACAGCAAUGGCAGAAGGAAAUGGGGAAAUAAAAAUGGAAGAAAAACAAGAAAUGGAAAAUUUGGAACGGACAGAAGACUUUAACAAACUUAUGCAAUAUGGAUUAGAUGAGAAAGUGGCUGCCAAGCUUGAUGAAAUUUAUAAGACGGGAAAAUUGGCUCAUGUUGAUCUGGAUGAAAGAGCUCUUGAUGCUUUAAAAGAAUUUCCAGUUGAUGGUGCGCUAAAUGUGCUGACGCAAUUUCUGGAAUCUAAUCUAGAACAUGUAUCUAACAAAUCAGCAUACCUUUGUGGAGUAAUGAAGACAUACAGACAGAAGAGUCGUGCGGGUCAAGGAACAGGCACUAGCACAACACCCAAAGCCCCGGAUGAGGACAAAAUUAAAAUGAUUUUGGAGAGAACAGGAUAUCCUUUGGAUGUAACUACUGGACAAAGAAAAUAUGGUGGCCCUCCACCAAAUUGGGAAGGUCCAACGCCUGGUACUGGUUGUGAGGUAUUUUGUGGCAAAAUUCCAAAAGACAUGUACGAAGAUGAAUUAAUUCCGUUAUUUGAAAAAUGCGGAAAAAUUUGGGAUUUGAGACUGAUGAUGGACCCCAUGUCAGGUUCCAACAGAGGAUAUGCAUUUAUCACAUUUACUAAUAGGGAAGCUGCACAGCAGGCUGUUAGAGAGCUGAAUGAUUAUGAGAUUCGGAAAGGGAAAAAGAUUGGUGUUACCGUAUCAUAUAACAAUCAUCGCUUGUUUGUGGGAAAUAUUCCAAAGAAUCGAGACCGAGAUGACUUGUUCGAAGAGUUUACAAAGCACGCACCUGGCCUGACGGAAGUGAUUAUCUACAGCUCACCAGACGACAAAAAGAAGAAUAGAGGUUUUUGCUUUUUGGAAUAUGAAUCUCACAAAGCGGCUUCCUUAGCCAAGCGAAGAUUGAGCACCGGACGUAUCAAGGUUUGGGGAUGUGAUAUUAUUGUUGAUUGGGCCGAUCCUCAAGAGGAGCCAGACGAACAGACCAUGUCCAAAGUACGUGUGCUUUACGUACGAAAUUUGACGCAAGAUUGUUCCGAGGAGAAGUUGAAGGAAAGCUUCGAACAAUACGGCAAAAUUGAGCGAGUGAAGAAAAUCAAAGAUUACGCCUUUAUACAUUUUGAAGAUAGAGAUAAUGCCGUUAAGGCAAUGAACGAAUUAAAUGGCAAAGAAAUGGGUGGAUCUCACAUAGAAGUUUCGUUAGCAAAACCACCGUCUGAUAAAAAGAAGAAGGAAGAGAUGCUGCGCGCCAGGGAGAGACGAAUGAUGCAAAUGUUACAGGGUAGAGGCGGUGGAUCUCCAUCUCACCCGAGCAUGAUGGGAGGACCAAUGCCAGUUCGUGGACCUACACAAGGACCUCGGGGUACCGGCGCAGGUAUGCGUGGACAGAUGGGACGAGGCGAUUACGCUCUCAAGGAAAUAGAUUAUGAUUACGACUAUUACGGUUAUGGGGAUUAUCGAGGUGGCUACAGUGAUCCCUAUUACGAUGACUAUUAUCGAUACGAAGAUUACUAUUUCGAUUAUGCACCGCCUCCGCCGCCUGCCAGAGGGAGAGGCAGGCAGCCUCAACCGGCUGGUCGUGGCCGUGGAGUAGUGCCACGUGGCCGAAUCGGUGGCCCGCAAGUCCGUGGGCCAGUCAGGGGGGGACGCAACCCCGCAGCUUCAGGGGUCCGUGGGGUCCAGCGGCUGGCCGCUCGUGGGGGGGUCCGCGCCAAGGGAAGUUUACCAGGUGAGGAUGCAGGUAAACGAAAAUUUGACGGGGGUCACCAGAACCAGGGGGAAUCUAAGCGUCGCUUCCAGAGCAACUGGGGAAACCAGCCCCUCGCCCAACAACCGCUGGGCAAUGCAUACGGAUUGGCGAGUGUGAAUGGUGGCAGUGGUGGUGGUGGCGGUGACAUAAAUUUCGGAAAUAGAGCCGGCACGCUCGGCGGUGUUUCCGGUGAUGAUCACGAAUGGUAUCAAGACUCUUACCAGUCAUGGAGCUAA
Molecule: messenger RNA, 2379 nt
Organism: Nylanderia fulva
Lineage: Eukaryota; Metazoa; Arthropoda; Insecta; Hymenoptera; Formicidae
Gene: Syp
Product: synaptotagmin binding cytoplasmic RNA interacting protein
Molecular function (GO): RNA binding
Source: RefSeq, a predicted model, not a curated record